This is a messenger RNA of Triticum turgidum subsp. durum (durum wheat), 1158 nucleotides long. NCBI's taxonomy places the organism in Eukaryota, Viridiplantae, Streptophyta, Magnoliopsida, Poales, Poaceae. The record is from the annotation of a GenBank genome assembly.
AUGAGUUGUUUUUCUCGCAUUUUCAAGAGGACGAGCGGCGGUCAGCAACAAACUGGUCCACUCAAUGAGGACCUCCCGGGUGUUGAGAACAUAACAAGAUUUAGCUAUAAGGAGUUGGAUAGGGCAACUGCAAGAUUUGACCAAUCCAAUAAGAUUGGUGAGGGAGGUUAUGGACCAGUUUAUAAGGGAACGCUCAGGGAUGGAACAGCUGUUGCAGUAAAGGUGCUCUCUUUGCAGUCUAGGCAAGGCGCGAGGGAAUUUCUUAGUGAACUUAUUACGAUCUCUGAUAUUUCCCAUGAGAAUCUCGUCAAGCUUUAUGGCUGUUGUGUGGAAGGAAGCCACAAGAUCCUCGUCUAUAAUUAUCUUGAAAAUAACAGCCUUGCACAAACCCUUCUAGGUUCUCAGCGGCAUAGCAGCAUCCAAUUUAACUGGAGAACUCGAGUGAAUAUUUGCAUUGGUGUUGCCCAGGGACUAGCUUACCUCCAUGACGGUGUCCGACCACAUGUUGUCCACCGGGACAUCAAAGCUAGCAAUAUACUUCUGGAUCAGGAUCUUACCCCGAAAAUUUCCGAUUUCGGCUUAGCGAAGCUUCUACCUUCGGAUGUAUCACAUAUUAGCACAAGAGUCGCAGGAACGCUAGGUUACUUGGCUCCUGAAUACGCCAUCCGAGGACAAGUGACCCGGAAAUCAGAUGUUUACAGCUUCGGUGUUCUGCUGAUAGAAAUAGUCAGCGGAAGAUGCAACACUGAUACAAAACUACCCUACGAGGAUCAGAUUCUUCUUGAGAAGACGUGGGCAUACUACGACCAGGGGCAGCUGGACGAGAUCAUCGACAGCUCCCUGGGCGACGACCUGGACGUGGACGAGGCGUGCAGGUUCCUGAAGGUGGGGCUCCUGUGCACCAAGAACGUGACGAAACGCCGGCCCGACAUGUCGACGGUGACCCGGAUGCUGAAGGGCGAGGAGGACGUGGAGUCGCAUGAGAUCACCAAGCCCGACGUGAUCCGGGACUUCAGGGACCUCAAGCUGAGGAGCAAGGCCACGUCGUCGUCGCUGCUGACCUCCAUCGUGGCGCGCUCCUCGCCGUCGUCGUCGUCGUCCACCGGCAACACCACCCGCACCUCCAUCACUUUCACCGCCAUAUCGGACCGCCCCUGA